Carassius carassius (crucian carp) is the source of this 3042-nucleotide messenger RNA. RefSeq names its product VPS9 domain-containing protein 1-like. Lineage: Eukaryota; Metazoa; Chordata; Actinopteri; Cypriniformes; Cyprinidae. The record is from RefSeq and is a predicted model, not a curated record. Gene Ontology annotation, biological process: vesicle-mediated transport. The transcript has 16 exons. The coding region runs from base 38 to 2119 and encodes 693 amino acids. Gene Ontology annotation, molecular function: small GTPase binding; guanyl-nucleotide exchange factor activity. Gene Ontology annotation, cellular component: cytosol; endocytic vesicle.
ACCAGUUGUUGCGCACUCACGCGACUGUUUUGGCAGGAUGGCUUCCCCUGAAAGUGACAGCAGUCAGAGACCGCUGCAGAACGCCAUGAGACUUGUAAAAGUGGCCAUUCAGCUGGAUACCGGCAACAGACACAAGGAGGCCUACUGUGAAUACUUGAGAAGUAUCAGCUACAUCUCUCAUGCUUUGCUUGAAGAUGCCACAUCUAAACAGAUGGAGACGGUGGAAUUGGAGAAAAUGGUGAAACUAGUUGAGCAAUGUUUAGAGAGGAUUAAAUCUUGCAUCAUAAGAAAGCAAGAGUCCCCAACAUCUGUCAUCUCCUCCACUCCUCUGUCCGCUUCCCAGCAGACCACCAUUCCAGCUAUUAAUGUGACAGCUCGUCCCAAAAUAACAGAAAAACCUAAUGUAGCUGCAUUGGUUUCUGAGAAUAAAAGUAGAGAGCAGCCCACCAGACAUCGCAGAGUCCUCUCUGAGGGAGGGGAGACCAACUCCCCCUUCCUGCCCCCUGAAGUCUUCCAGAAGCUUCAGUCAGUGGAAUCACAAGACAACCGAAAGGAAUUAACGCCUAUUGAAGAAGCAUCACGUCUCAACCAGAAACUUAAGGCUAAUUAUGAGGCUCGGCUGGCAAGACUUACACCUGGUCAAGCCACACAAAAAACCUCACUGACCCUCUCACUCCAGAGGCAGAUGAUGGAGAAUCUGAUAAUAGCCAGAGCCAGGCAAGAUGCACUUCAAAGAAAAAUGGAAGAAAGGAGACUCAGGCUGCAGGAAGAAGCCAACAGGAGGUUUGUGACCUGUGGGACCAUGACAGCUGAGGAACAAGAGCAGCGGGUUCUGUAUGCAAGUGUACUUGAAUAUGAGCAAGAUCAUGAAUGGCCAAAAAUUUGGAAAAUUAAUCUGAAAAAGAAUCCAAAUGAUCCAACGUUGGUUUCCGGUCUUAUCUCAUGUCUUCUCAGCUACCCAGACCACCCAGUCAUGAAGUUGCUGAAGAGACUUCAGUAUCGGGUGUAUAACAGACUCUAUCCUAUAGUGAGCCAGUGUGUUCCUCUGAGCACAGCACCAUGUCACUCACUACUACCCUUAAAGCCUUCCUGCAGUGCCCAAAGCUUGUUCCUGUCAGACAGUCCUAUCUCUCCACAGCAGCAGCAGAGCCCGCUCAAAUCUUCUAUGACACACAGCUUAUCUGACGCCUCCAUCUCUUUUUCCCCAUCCCACGACCUCAAUGCCAACAACACAAUGUCUGAGAUAGACCCGGACGAGUCCUCAUCUCUGGUCUCUACAGAUAGGGAGAACUCUUUUGAGGAUCUAGAGAAGUUUCUUACUCAGCUGGACUGGGUUCCUUCUCAAUGCGGUGAUGAUACAGACUCUGAUGUGACCUUUGACACAACACACAUAGACCUAGAGUCUCAUGUUCAUCAUCUUGAGGAUCGUGUUUUGAAGGGACAGUUGAAGGCCAUUAUCAAAGACAUCCACAUUGCUAUUGAUCGCCUGCUGUCUCUGUGUCUUCUGUCCUUUGAAUGUCUCAACACUGCAAUUUCUAAGGACCAAUGCGUGGCAAGUAUAGAGGAAGUCUUCUUCACCCCUAUUUGGUGCCCUCUGUCUGCACUUUUUAGGAAGGUAUAUCGAGAACGGGAGCUGGCUGUUGAGAGCCGCAUGCGUCUUCAUCAUAAUGUUUCACCUGGUGAUGUUGGUGUACCAUCCAAACUGUUCCCCAGAGACCCAGCUUUGCUGCACGGUUCCUACCCAUACGAGUCAGCAGUGCAGGAGCUGAAGCUUCUGUGUAGAGACUAUUGUCCUCAAAAGAAACUGGAGUGUAUAGUGAGAACUCUGCGAAUCAUCUGUGGCUGUGCUGAAGAGUACCGCCUACUGCAAGAAAACGAUCCUUUACCCAAAUCAGCAGCAAUAGGUGCUGAUGACCUGUUGCCCAUCUUGGCGUUCGUGGCUUUACGCAGUGCAAUGCCUCAGUUGGUGUCUGAAUGUGCUGCGUUGGAAGAAUUCAUUCAUGAGGGGUAUCUGAUCGGAGAGGAAGGGUACUGCCUGACGUCACUGCAGAGCACACUGACCUACAUUGAGUCAUUGCCCUUGGGUGGUGCUCCGCCCCUGACUGAAAAACCCACCUGACGUAGAUUAAAUGAAACCAAUAGAAAAGGAGGGACUGGGCUAUUCCCCUGGAUCACAGCCAGAUGUGCUGCUAUCACCUUGAUGGAUGGAUUACAUCGACCUUGCUGAACUUUGAACUUCACUUCUUAAAGUGAAUUUUUGCUGUUUGUUUCUGACCACAGGGUGAAGUCUCUAUUUAAGGUAGUGUUACUGAAAUAAUGAUAGUCUACGGUGGCUUAAGUUCUAAUUAGAUUACCCAAUGGGGACCGUUAAGCGUGCCAAAACGUCAAACAAACUUCCAGCCUUAGCUAGAAUCAUAGACAAAACUUUCUUAGCUUUUGCUUCUGUACCAGUCUCUGCUCUUAAAGUAGCUGGCUGGCUCGCUUGCAUAGUUUGUGUUCAUCUUGUUUAAUUGGAGCUGUUUGUGCUUUGGUUCUAGGGGCCUUAGCCUACGGAACGAUCUCAUGGUGUUUUGACCGUCCUCAGGAGUUGGUAUAUCUCCUCUGCUCGGUACUGUUUAGUCCCAAAUCAGGCCAGACAUCAGUUAUGUUCAAAUCUUCUACACCUACUGCUAUGAAGGGACUGGAGAAGGUUAUUCAUGUGGGCGCCACAGGGCAGGUUCAUCUGAAAGUGGUUUAAAAAAAAAAAAAAAAAAAAAAAUAUAUAUAUAUAUAUAUAUAUAUAUAUAUAUAUAUAUAUAUAAUAUAUAUAUAUGAGACUGAAUGGGAUGAAAUUAGCAAGAUGUUAGGAAAGGACUUAAAAGUUUAGUUAAUUUUUUUUUUAAUGUGUAUAUAUUCUAAUCCCAUUGAUUUUUAUUUUUUUUCUCCUCUUGUCCAAAUGAACUUCCCAGAGAAUUUUACUAUGGAAAUGAAAGACUAAAGCACUACUAGCACUUGUCAUCCUGUAACACCCUAUUUAUUAAACCAUAUAAAAAGUGACACUAA